This is a messenger RNA of Cuculus canorus (common cuckoo), 3078 nucleotides long. It is a transcript of the gene LIPG, whose product is annotated as lipase G, endothelial type. Gene Ontology annotation, biological process: lipid metabolic process. The transcript has 10 exons. Gene Ontology annotation, molecular function: lipoprotein lipase activity; protein binding. The coding region runs from base 87 to 1556 and encodes 489 amino acids. Lineage: Eukaryota; Metazoa; Chordata; Aves; Cuculiformes; Cuculidae. The record is from RefSeq and is a predicted model, not a curated record.
CGGUGGUGCCACGAGCACCGCCCCGCGCGGGCCCUUAAAGCGGCCGCUGCCCGCCCGUCCGUCUGUCCGUCCGUCCUCCCCGAGCCAUGCGGCGGCUCGUCCUCCUGCUCUGCGCCGCCCUCAGCUGCUGCCCCGCCGCCCCGGGAGCAGAUGCCACCGAGCUGCUGGAGGACAAACGGGAGCGUGCACCGGCUCCGAAGAAGCAGGUGAAGUUCAAUGUCCGCUCCUCGCUGGACACCGAAGAGGAUGGUUGUGCGCUCAUCGUCGGGCAGGACAAGUGUCUGGAGGAUUGCAAGUUCAACCUGACGGCCAAGACCUUCUUCAUCAUCCAUGGCUGGACGAUGAGUGGCAUGUUCGAAACCUGGCUGGGCAGCUUGGUAUCCGCUCUUCAGGAGAGGGAGAAGGAUGCCAACGUGGUCGUGGUGGAUUGGCUGUCGCUUGCCCACCAGCUCUAUACUGAUGCUGUGAACAACACACAGGUUGUUGGAAAAAGCAUAGCAAGGCUGCUUGACUGGUUACAGGAAAACCCGCUCUUCCAGCUUGAGAACGUCCACCUGAUUGGGUACAGCCUGGGCGCUCACGUUGCUGGCUUUGCUGGUAACCAUGUCCAUGGGACAAUAGGCAGAAUUACAGGCUUGGAUCCAGCUGGGCCAAUGUUUGAAGGAGUGGACCCUAGCAAGCGCCUCUCCCCAGAUGAUGCUAACUUUGUGGAUGUCCUUCACACCUACACAAGGGAAACACUAGGUGUUAGUAUCGGGAUCCAGAUGCCUGUGGGACAUCUUGACAUCUACCCCAAUGGGGGAGACUUCCAGCCUGGCUGUGGAUUAAGUGAUGUCUUGGGAGCAAUUGCUUAUGGAACAAUAGGUGAAGUUGUUAAAUGUGAACAUGAGCGGUCUGUGCACCUCUUUGUGGACUCUCUUGUGAACCAAGAUAAACAGAGCUUCGCGUUCCAGUGUACCGAUUCCAGUCGCUUCAAGAAGGGAAUCUGCCUAAGCUGCCGGAAGAACCGCUGCAAUGGCAUUGGCUACAAUGCCAGGAAGACAAGGAGCAAAAGGAACAGCAAAAUGUACUUAAAAACAAGAGCUGACAUGCCAUUCAAAGUCUACCAUUAUCAGAUGAAAAUGCACGUCUUCAGCUACAAUAGCCUGGGGGAGGCUGAUCCCACUUUCUCUGUCACCCUUCAUGGCACCAAUGGAGACUCUGAACCUCUCUCUUUAGAAAUGCUUGAUCAAAUUGGCCUAAAUGCCACCAACACCUUCCUGGUCUAUACUGAGGAGGACAUGGGUGAACUUCUAAAAAUAAAGCUCACCUGGGAGGGAACAUCUCAGUCAUGGUAUGACCUGUGGAAAGAGCUGAAGAGCUACUGGUAUCGGCCUGUGAAGUCCUCCCAGGAGCUGCAUAUCAGACGCAUACGUGUGAAGUCUGGGGAAACACAACAGAGGUUUGCAUUUUGUGUGGAGGAUUCCCAGCUGACCAGCAUAUCUCCUGGUAAAGAGCUCUGGUUUGUUAAGUGCCCAGAGGAAUGGCAAAAAAGAUCUGUCUCAAAUUCGCUCUGAAGACUUCUCUAAAGACUCACAACUGAGCAACCUAGAUGCAUGAAGACCACACAGGUGGAAAAAUGCCCUGGCAAAAAUCUGUCUUGCUAGCACUUAAAGCAACUAGCUCUUCAUGACAAAACAUCUUGGAUCAGAUGCAAGACACUGAGGAGCAAUUUAUGGACCACAGCCCUAGACCUAGAAUAACUAAAACUACAUUCUCGCUUCCCCAGGGAGCCUGGUUUGUGCAUUUAACCUUAUCUUGGCCUGUUACACCCUGCAUUUCUUCCCUGUUCUCAUUAACCAGGACUGUGGAUGAGAUCUCCACAGAUCUAGACCUCAGCAAUGAUCUUCUGGUCUGCCUGCCAGUGGAGUUGAGAAGAUAACCAUGUUAACUGCCCAUAAGACUGUGGGCAACAGAGCUGCCAAGAACAAAUUAGCAUCUAGUGUAGAUGUUACUGUGGGUCCAGUAGCAAUGUGGGCUGUGAGAAGAUGAGACCAGCACAGGUCGAGUGCAUGGGGUUGUUCAGGGGAGGGUUGGGAAUAAGCACAAUGCCACUUAUCUACACGUUGUCCUUUGCUUGCCUUAAAAAUAAUCCGUUCUGUGUCUGGCUGAUACUGAAAUCUCUGUAUAUUGCCUUAGAAGAAGGUAGUACUCCGUCCUCCCUGUACCUAGAGCAGAACAUGGUGCAGAUGGCAGAUGAUGGUGCUGGAAGCUGCUCCUCACUCCCCAGCGUCUGCAGCUGGACUGCCCGCUUCCAUGAGUGGAUGUCUUUGGAAGAGGCAAAGGGCAGCUGCUCUUCUGCUGACGGUCGGGGAGGAGGAAGAUGAUGAGCUAUGCUGCUUCAGAAGAGCUUUGCACCAGUCCUUUUAACUACUGAGAAUGUGUUCACCUCUGUUCAGACGCUGUUGUAGUACCGAUGCAUUACUAAGGUCUUAUUUUUGUGCCAAGUAUUUAACUGAGCCAAACAGACGACAUCCUAUCCUCAUUGCCACAAUAUGCCGGUUGGACUCCCUGGUGCUGGAUGAACUUGGCUUUGCCAAGCAACAGCUGUCCUGUUUGCUACAGCAGAGGGGACGUUGUCAGAGGUGAACUAGAUUUUGUUAUUUGGUUUUUUUUUUCCCCCCCCACUUUGUUUAGAAGGAAACUUGGUGUGACAGCUCUUGAAUUUUGGGGAUACAGAAAGGCAGCCUCAAAAAAUGGUGUUGCCAGAUGGCGCACUAAGUUCUGAAGGCUUAUAAAAUCCUUCUGAGGCCUGCAAUUUUCUGAGUUUUUGUAGAGCUUCACUCCAACCAAAGCAAGCACAUUUGGAGACCCUUUUUUUUUUUUUUCAUGGUUUUAUGCAAAGGCUUCAAUAACUGAAGCCUUUGGUGAGUGUCUGUGACUUGUCACCGUGCCAUACUUAGAGUGGUUUCAAAGCCCUAUUUGUAUAUUGUGGUUUUUGUAUGACUUAAAACAUAAUUUAUUUCUUGUACUGUACAUAUGUAAAGUUUUAAACAUUUCAGAUUUGAGUAACAGUUUUUAUAAGCCUUAAGACAAAAA